Messenger RNA from Geodia barretti, 3192 nucleotides. The record is from the annotation of a GenBank genome assembly. Lineage: Eukaryota; Metazoa; Porifera; Demospongiae; Tetractinellida; Geodiidae.
GUGGUACCCAUUCACCAGCAGCACGAUCUGGAUCAACGAGACUGCACUGGACUCUGCAGUUGGAAGAUGCAGAACAGUGGUGGUAUGCAAUCGUCUACGCCUAAGCCGCCAGUGGUUCUCGCUCUGUGCGGUUUCGGGCGGGCAGGAAACAUUCACUUCCAAGGGAUCCGUACGAACCCUCGCUGCAGGCUCAAGUACGUCGUCGACUGUUUCGAGGUUCCCGCCGUCCUACAGGCCGCGCAAGGCAAACUGACCGAGUUCAGGAUGCUGGACAGCGUGAGUUUGGUCAGGACGAGCAACUACGAGAGCGUGGUCCUUGCGGACGAAGAGCUACAAGGCGUUGUCAUCACUGUCCCAACCAAGUUCCACGAGUCGUACGUGAAGCGAGCGCUGCAAGCCGGAAAAGCCGUCUUCUGCGAGAAGCCGCUCGCCUACGACCUUGCCGAGGUGGUGAACUGCUACGACAUCGCGGAGACGAAGGGACUGCCGCUCUACUGCGCGUUCCAGCGCCGCUUCGAUCCGGCAAUGUCUCGCCUUCGAGAACAAGUCGUAAAUGGUGAGAUAGGUAAGCUCUACCAGGUGAAAUCAACCAGUCGGGACGCUACUAAACCGCCCGUGGAGUACCUCAAGACUUCUGGAGGGAUGUACCACGACACGGCGGUCCACGACAUUGACAUGCUGUGCUGGAUAGUAGGAGAAGAGCCGGUCGGGGUGUUUGCUCAGGGUUCUGUCUUUGACCCCGAGAUUGCCAGUGUGGGGGACGUGGACACUAUUGCUAUAACUCUCAAGUUCCCCAGUGGAGUCCUGGCAAUACUUGACCUCAGUCGACACUCCAGCUAUGGAUAUGACAUUAGACUUGAGGUAGUUCUUGGAGAGAAGGGAAGGCAUGUACGAUGUGACAACGUUCAUAUUGACUCUUUGACUCAUUUCUCAGCCAAUGGACCCCUGGCCGGUGGUGUAGUGCCUUCAUUUGCUGAUAGGUUUAAGGUCGCCUAUGAACGUGAGAUGGACCAUUUUCUGGACAUGAUCCUGGACCCGUCAGAGAUAGGGCUCAUCACGAGGAAAGACGUGUUACUCUUGACACGUGUGGCAAACGCCUGUCAGCGAUCCCAGCGAGAGGGCAGAAUGGUUGAACUAGAGCCAGAACCACCAUCUUCACACUGAGAAGACGUUUCUUCAAAAGCUCGAUUACUGACACACAUGAAUCAUUUACAAUAAGGACCAAUGAAGUAGGAUAUUUCGUUGUAUAUAUGAGAUGAUGCAUUAAACAAUAGGGAUCAAUCAUGAAAAAAGUCAACACUAUGUAUAGAUAUAGGGAUACAAUCAUGAAAGUCAACACUUUCCUUGUGAAGGACAGAAAAGAUACCAGAAAUGUGUGCGUGCUUGUCUUGUGUGUUACUUUCGCGAGCUCUUUUCCCUGCUGCGAUUGGAGCUGUGUUUGCUGGAGAUCUCUAUCGCUCCUCGAGCGUUUGGUAGCCGGCUGCCCAUCCCUACUCGACGAGCCAGAGCUGUGUUGUUUAGGAGAGCGGUCUCUGGAACCCCUGCUCCCCCUCCCCUCCCUCUCCCUCUCUCGCUCCCUCUCCCUCUUGUCUCCCCUCCCUUCUCCGCGACUACUGCCACCGCCGCCACUGGAUCUACGCUCCCCACCACGUGGGUGGUGGUGGUGGUGGUGGUGGGUCUCGGUUCUCCUCGAAUCGGCCCCCAGAAUCACGGGGGAACUGCUGGCGCUGAUUCCAGUUGGGGGGCUCUCCUGAUUGCGGAGGUCCUCCGUCCUGCCUGUGUGGAAGGGGUCCUGUGUCUUGCCUGUGAAGAGGAGGACCCCCUUCCUGCCUGCGUGGAGGGGGCCCUCCGUCUUGUCUGUGCAGUGGGGGUCCUCCGUCCUGCCGGUGAGGUGGGGGCCCACGGUGAGGGGGGUGAGGAGGAGGAAAUCCCCGAUCAUUAGGAAGGACCCUGUCGGGGGGCUGGAAAUUCGGUGGGGGGCGACGGGGGUCAGAAGGACCAGGGUGGUGCGGGAGUCGCGGCUGAUCUGGGGGGAACUGGUUGUAAUUAUGCGGAGGUUCCCUUGACAUCUGGUCCAAGUGAGGAGGCCCAGAAAAGUGCUGUGGAGGUGGUCUUUGUAUGUUGGGGGGUCCCUGUGGCUCAGGGAAAUGCUGAGGGGAGUGAUAGUGCUCUUGAUUCUGACCCAUGAGCGGAGGACCGGUAAAUCUUGGCCCCCCAUCUGGUGGACCUUGAUUCACAUUGUGAAUGGGGGGACCUGGAUGUGAAUGAGGGGGCAAGAAUGGCCGAGAUUGUGGGGGUUCUCCAGGCAGGGGGGAGUUUGGGCCCCCUGGUUGGUUCGGGAAAAAUCUGUCACCUCGUGGGGGACCAUGAAACUCGUCGAACCGUUGAUGAGGAGGAGCAUUGGGGUGCUGGGGGGAGUUCAUUGGGGGUCUGUCAUGAAUGUUAGUUGGGGGACCAUCAUGACGCUGCUGUGGGGGCCCAUCGCGAAUUUGCUGCGGGUUGUGAGGGGGCCCUUCAUGAAUAUUGUGCUGAGGGGGACCCUCGCGGGGCCCAUUGUGAGACACCUGCUGUGGGGGACCAUCGCGUAUCAUGUUGUGUUGUGAGGGGCCCUCACAGAUAUGCUGUGGGGGUCCAUCAGGCAUAUUACGCAAAAUAUGAUGAGGGGGUGCAUCACGAAUUUCAGGUGGGCCGUCGCGAUUCAUCAGCUGCAUCUUUGGCGGUCCCUCGUGCAUAUGAGGAGGGUGAUGAGCUGGGCUGUUGCGAGGGGGGAAUUUGUUGUGCGGGACCAUCACGAAAUUGUGAUGGUGGGGGAGGACCUUGCUGUAUACGAGGCAGAGGACCAUUUGGUGGACCGUGGUGAGCUUCCUGAGGCUUCAUUGGAGCAUCUCGAACACUCUGCUGAUGUUGCGGAGGCUCGUGUACUGCUUGUGGGUGAAUUGGACGCACAGGACCCCCUUCACGGAGAUUUGGAUGGCCUGCACUACUUUGUCGAUUUGGGGGAACCUCGGGAAAACGCUGCUGGCGGUCAUUGGGAGGGAAAAGGGAUUGCUGUGUGAUUGGGGGAUGUUGAUUCAGGGGAGCAUGAUUCUGGGGGACCUGAUUUGGGGGAACCUCGGGGAGACGUUGCUGGCGAUCAUUGGGAGGAAACGGGAGAGGUUGUGAGGUCGGAGGACGUUGAGAUCGUGGAUCAUG